AUGUCUUCACCGAGGAAGUCCAGCGACAAGAUCGCGCUGAACCUUCAGAAUCAAGCCGAGGAUGCGACCAUCUUCGACACCGUCCAAAGGGAUGUCCAGAAGUUGACCGGUCGUCGGACGGCAUACGCACUCGGAACCCAAGGUCGGUGUCUAGCACUUGAUAUGUUUCAUACAACGAGCAGUUCCUUCCCCGAUUUCGGCCAGACGUCCGUCCUCCCUGCCACCGAUCAACGCCCAACUCCAGAAAUGAUCUGCUUAGAGUCAGACGAUGAGGACUGCCACGCACAAAGACGCGGCGACGUGAGCCCGACGCGACUCGGUCCCGUCGACGAGCGGAGGCAAACCUCCGCUGAUGGAAGACCCACGAAAGACGGCUCGCGUCCCUCCGUGCUGGUUGUGGACGGCAGCAGGACAGAUUCCAACUCGACUGGAGUCGGUCACGAUCGGUCUCCCCUCGCCGUUUCUCCUGCUCGGAUGCUCCAAACUCAGAGCGCUGCUGGGACGAGGCCGCUACCGGGAGUCAUAAGGAUCGCUCCCAAGGCCCCUGCCUCCGCUCUCAACGUCCCUGCCUUCGAAGCACAUCCACCCGUCGACAGCGGCCUUCACCCGGUGCGGAUGAAGAGCAAGACGGGAGGAGAAGGGAGCGCCAAGAAGAUCAAGGUGGAAACCGAGAACGAAUGCGAAUCGAUCCAUGACCCCUGUCCACCUGUGCAAUCGACUCAUGCUGACGACGCGGGACGCUGGGAUCUCGGCUGCUCCGAGUCUUACGACACCGUACGUUAUUCUUGGUUCGGGUCUGGAGGGGAUGUAUCAGACCAAGACACAGCUAUCAAUCCCCCUUCUGAAAAAGGACAAUGA
Messenger RNA from Darwinula stevensoni, 858 nucleotides. The record is from the annotation of a GenBank genome assembly. NCBI's taxonomy places the organism in Eukaryota, Metazoa, Arthropoda, Ostracoda, Podocopida, Darwinulidae.